AUGAAGCAACAAAAGAAAUGGAAAGCGAACAUCAGGAACCAAAUGAACAGCCAGGUCCUAGCAAACCUCCAAAAGAAAGUUCUAUAUUCCAGGGGGGGUUCAUCCACAUCAGAUAACCCUGAUUCGUCUUUCCAGGAAGGAAAUCCAUCACCAACAAAGACCCAUGACGUCUCAUUCAAAGGGGAGCAUUCUGAUACUGAUGUUGAAAUCGUCUCAUCAUUCGAGGGGAAGAAUAAUAAUACGAAUGAUGAUUCGGAUUUUCAAUUAGAAUUGGAAGAGGAAAGUAAUGUCGAAAUGGAUCCAGCCUUUAACUUUUUCCUUAGCUUGAAUAUUAGACAGGGACCCGAAGGCAUAUUUAUCAAUCACGGGGCUUACACAAAGACCUUACUAGCUAAGUUUGGCAUGAUGGGUGACUCCAAAGUGAAGGUUCCCAUGGCAUUCAGAACGAAGUUAACACCAUCUUUGGAGAAACUAACUGUUGAUAUGAAUCUCUAUCGACAGAUGUUAGGGUCUCUAAUGUAUCUAACAGCUAGUCGACCAGACAUAAUGUUUUCCUUUUCUUAUAGUGCCAAGUUCCAAGCUAAUCCACAUGAACCUCAUAUGGUGGUUGUUAAGAAGAUCUUCAGAUACUUGAAGCGAACCUCUUCUCUCGAUCUGUGGUAUCCUGCUAAAUCAGGAUUUUUCGUACAAGCAUUCUCUGAUGCUGAUCUUGGAGGAUGUGGUAUGGACCGAAAGAGCACUACAGGCAGAUGUCAAUUCCUCGAUGGCAAUCUUGUCAGCUGGCAGUCCAAAAACAAACAUGUGUUUCUCUCUCUACAAUCGAAUCUGAGUAUACUGUUGCAACAUCUUGCACUUCUCAGAUUCAAUCUCAUGAUGGAGCUGGGGCAGGUAUAA
Messenger RNA from Lactuca sativa (garden lettuce), 894 nucleotides. NCBI's taxonomy places the organism in Eukaryota, Viridiplantae, Streptophyta, Magnoliopsida, Asterales, Asteraceae. The record is from RefSeq and is a predicted model, not a curated record.